CGGAGGAAGCGACGAACAAGCCUACGACGAGCCCUUCGACUACGAUGACGGAACGCUCAGACACAACGACUUCUCAAAGCGCCACUACCUCUGAGUCAGUGGAAUCAUCGACUACGGACGUGGCGACCAAGACAUCUACGAGGCCUAUGACCACGGUGUCAGACACAACGACAUCGCCAGAAACCACCGCCUCCAAUUCGGUGAAAACGGAAGCCAAAACCAAGUCCGAGCCGAGCCCUACGAUCAUGAUGCCGGAACGAUCAGAGGCAACGACAUCGCAAGUAACCACAACCUCCAGGAGCAGAAUUUUCUUCGUUUUGGUCCUCUACAAUCAUGUAUAG
Molecule: messenger RNA, 341 nt
Organism: Strongylocentrotus purpuratus (purple sea urchin)
Lineage: Eukaryota; Metazoa; Echinodermata; Echinoidea; Camarodonta; Strongylocentrotidae
Product: coiled-coil domain-containing protein 80-like
Exons: 4
Coding region: 45-341 (98 amino acids)
Source: RefSeq, a predicted model, not a curated record